GGGGUGAGGGGGGUGGGGGGGGAGGAGAGUCACUGUGGAAAAUAGAAGGGGCCUCAGCAGUUCCCAGGGUCUGAAAUCUGGCUGGAAGGUGAACGGGAAGCAGGGAAGGGAGGAAUGAGGGGAGGGAAAGGAAGGGUUCCGGGCACAGACCCCGCCCCUGGCCCACGUGACAGGGGAAGCACUCAGAACCCCGAGGAGACUCAGCACAACUGGAAAAGGACGGCAGCUCACCCGCUUCAGGAGAGCAGUGCCUGUGAGCGUUUCUGAAGUGAAAGCUGUUCUCACAGAGGACGGGACAGAACAGACAGCAGACACCAUGGAGUCCCCUUCAGCCCCUGCACACAGAGGGUGCGUCCCCUGGCAGGGGCUCCUGCUGACCGCCUCACUCCUAACCCUCUGGAGCCUGCCCACCACUGCCCAGCUCACUAUUGAGUCAGUGCCGCCCAAUGCCGCCGAAGGGAAGGAUGUGCUUCUCCGUGUCCACAACCUGCCUGGGAAUCUAUUCGGCUAUUCCUGGAACAAAGGGGAAAUAGUGGACACCAGCCGUCAAAUCGUAUCAUAUGUAAUAGACACUCAAACAACUACCCUCGGGCCUGCACACAGUGGUAGAGAGACAAUAUACCCCAAUGGAUCCCUGCUGUUCCAGAACGUCACUCUGAACGACACAGGAGACUACACCCUACAAACCAUAGACAAAGCUGCUCAGAUCAACAAAGUAACCGGACAGCUCCGUGUAUUCCGUGAGUGAUUGCUCUCUGACCUC
This is a messenger RNA of Myotis davidii, 763 nucleotides long. RefSeq names its product carcinoembryonic antigen-related cell adhesion molecule 3-like. The transcript is spliced from 2 exons. Gene Ontology annotation, molecular function: protein tyrosine kinase binding. Gene Ontology annotation, biological process: signal transduction; regulation of immune system process. Gene Ontology annotation, cellular component: plasma membrane; cell surface. The coding region runs from base 317 to 748 and encodes 143 amino acids. The record is from RefSeq and is a predicted model, not a curated record. NCBI's taxonomy places the organism in Eukaryota, Metazoa, Chordata, Mammalia, Chiroptera, Vespertilionidae.